AUGCGUCUUCUGGCAGCUCUCUUGUUGGCUACGGUUGCUUCGGCGGCGAUGUUCGACUUGGAACAGUUGAAGGAGUUCGGCGAGGGAUUGGAGGAUCUCUUCGACAAGGACAAGUUCGAGAGUCUGCUCAGUGGGGGAAAAGUCAAGGAUUUGAUCAACAACUUGAAGAACUCCACUCAGAACACCAAGAAUACGCUUCACUUGGCAUCGUCGUUGCAUGGGAAGAUUCAUCCAUCGCACACCGAGGAUUUGAGCCAUUUCUUCAAGUAUAUCAUCCAGUAAGUUGCUGGUGUUAAGCCUGUCAGAAGAGGUCCGACAAGUGUAUCAAAAAACACUUAAUGCUAAUUUUAGAUUCGGCAAGGAAUACGACAGCAACUCCACGGUCUCCGACCGCUUCACGAAGUUCCAAAACUCGUUGAAACGUGUUGCCCAACGCCAGCAGGAGAAUCCACUGGCUGAAUAUGGUGUAACUAAAUUCUCGGACUUAACCGUCGAAGAAUUCAGAGCUAACUUUACGGGUAUUAAAAAUGUCAGCGACAUCCAGGCGCUCCAUGAAGAUGCCACUCCAGCAACUCCCAUCCGCUCAAAACGCUCUGUUAGUCCAGCUUCAUUUGACUGGCGCUCCAAGAAUGGUGUAACUCCGGUAAAGGAUCAGAAGCAAUGCGGAUGCUGUUAUGCUUUCGCUGCUGUUGGCGCAAUUGAAAGUCAAUACAAGAUCAAGAACAAGAAAGACAUUGAUCUUAGCGAACAACAAGCCAUCUCUUGCACGUACGAGCAGUCCGCAUACGAUAAUAAUGGCGGGUGUGACGGUGGAUCAUCUCCAGGUGUUCUUCGUUAUGCCAUCGAUAAGGGUCUUACCACAGAAGCCAACUGGAAAUACACUUCUGGAGAUAAUCUUCAAGUGCCCUCUUGCCAAUCCAAACCUGUGGCCUUCAAGAUUUCAAAGCAGCAACAACUCCCCCAGGACAAUGAAGACAACACCGCCAAGGUCGUUGCUACCGUUGGCCCUGUUGUUACCUGUAAGAGAUGUGUUCUUGUUAGCGAAACAAACUGUAUAUUUAGAUGUUGACGCCGAUCAAAUGAUGGAUUACAAGAGCGGAAUCCUUGAUGCUCCCAAGCCCUCCGGCGGUUGGCAAAUCAAUCACGGCGUUUUGAUUGUUGGCUAUGGUUCUGCGAACGGCGUCGACUAUUGGGUUAUCAAGAACUCUUGGGGAACCGGCUGGGGAGAGUCCGGCUUUGUCAGAAUUCGCCGCGGCAAGAACAGCUUGCAGGUGGCCGAUUAUAACUACGCUGUCUAUGCCUAA
Molecule: messenger RNA, 1304 nt
Organism: Bursaphelenchus xylophilus (pine wood nematode)
Lineage: Eukaryota; Metazoa; Nematoda; Chromadorea; Rhabditida; Aphelenchoididae
Source: the annotation of a GenBank genome assembly